AUGUCCAACAUUAAACAGAUCCAUUCACUUCUUCUACUCUUCACUUUCUUCCUUGUUGCACACGUAAUACAAGGAUCUAGAACUCAAGUAUCGAUUCCCUUCCAACAUGGGGCCUCUCAUUUUCCUCCAUCAAAUUUGCAGGUAAAAGAAGCAGAAAUGAAGAGGAGAAUUAUGAUUGGAUCCACAUGGCCUACCUGCACUUAUAAUGAAUGUAGAGGAUGCAAACACAGAUGUUCAGCCGAGCAAGUUCCAGUUGAAGGGAAUGACCCCAUCAACAGUGCAUAUCACUACAAAUGUGUUUGUCAUAGAUCAUAA
Hibiscus syriacus is the source of this 315-nucleotide messenger RNA. RefSeq names its product EPIDERMAL PATTERNING FACTOR-like protein 9. The record is from RefSeq and is a predicted model, not a curated record. Bases 1 to 315 code for a protein of 104 amino acids. NCBI's taxonomy places the organism in Eukaryota, Viridiplantae, Streptophyta, Magnoliopsida, Malvales, Malvaceae. The transcript is spliced from 3 exons. Gene Ontology annotation, biological process: positive regulation of stomatal complex development.